This is a messenger RNA of Phycomyces blakesleeanus NRRL 1555(-), 558 nucleotides long. RefSeq lists its product as hypothetical. NCBI's taxonomy places the organism in Eukaryota, Fungi, Mucoromycota, Mucoromycetes, Mucorales, Phycomycetaceae. Bases 1 to 558 code for a protein of 185 amino acids. The transcript has a single exon. The record is from RefSeq and is a predicted model, not a curated record.
AUGCCACUUCACCUUCAACCAGAGCCUGCGCACGUCUUUAGAGUGCCUGCACCUUCUCAGGACUACUAUUAUCCUCAUUUGUACACCGGCUCUUGUCCAUAUUGCUCCUCCAGUACGACUGAUUACACCUACACCUAUGGCGAAGAUGGCUGUCCUGCGUCGUGUGGACAACGGCUGGAUUCUAUAGCUCUGUCACGAUUCGACGAUGACUAUAGCUACAGUGUUUCCUCAAUGCCCAUCGCCACCCAACGGCCGUUCCAGUACAACUACCUCCUUAACCUCUUCACUGCUCCUGACAUGAAGGCCUACCUAGCCCAAACUUCCUUUACCGAAGAUGUCUAUGGCCUGCCUCUUCACCUCCAACGUCUGAUCAGCGAGGCCAAAGAAGAAGUCGUCUUGGUCCAAACAACAGAACAAACCAGUCUAGCCUUGAACCGAUUAGAACUUGUCCGCAAAUAUAUCUGGAUGCAGUCAGACGGCGACGUUGCCUCGCUCAUCAUGGCACUUGUUCAACUGGUGAGCGACGAAGAUGAUCUUGGCCACAUGCUUGACCAAUAA